Messenger RNA from Helobdella robusta, 945 nucleotides. RefSeq lists its product as hypothetical. The transcript is spliced from 7 exons. Lineage: Eukaryota; Metazoa; Annelida; Clitellata; Rhynchobdellida; Glossiphoniidae. Bases 1 to 945 code for a protein of 314 amino acids. The record is from RefSeq and is a predicted model, not a curated record.
AUGGAGAAGAACUUUUUUAUGAUACCUGUGAUUUUAACUAUUUUAUCACUGGCCUCUUUAGACAAAGAUGGCAGACUGGUCAUCGAAUCAGACUUCUCUAGCAAUGAAUCCCUCGAACUGGAGUGCCAAUCGGUGCUGAAUUUAUCAAGUGUUGAGAGGAUCUACGUCCUGGUCUGGAAAAACCGGAAAAUGAUUAAAACGGCAGACGUGUACGGGCGUUUUUGGAAUUUUCGACUAUCUUUUGACUAUUUCAACUUUAAAAAUGAGUCGAAUUUUGACGUCUUGGCCGAUUUAGAGCUCCCCAGCGCUAAAGUCAGCCAGAAAAACUACAUCACUAAAAACAGCAAAAUACUCUAUAAGACGUAUAUUGCAGAUUUUGAAGUUCCGUGCGAUUUCAUGAAACCACCCCCGGAACUUCGCUACGGUCUCACACUAAAAUUCAAAGAUGGUCGCCAGUUUGAGUAUAUCGAACUCACCUACAAGUUCCCCUAUCACGUCAAAGUGCACAACACGCGGAUCGACAAAGUAUCGGUUGAAGUUAACGAGACGAUAACCUGCCUGUACAAAGCCAGCCCUGAACCCUACCUUAUAAGUUGGGCGGUUGACGUGUUGGAGAGUGAGGAAAAAGUUAACGAAACCUUUUCGAUACUAAAGCCCAACCAAAUUUCUAUACACGCUAUUGGAGUUUACUACGUGGCGUGCACGGUUAAGAAUAACUUCACGGAAGAUGAUUUCGGGAAUGUAACCACUUCUGAAGAUGUUGACGAAACAGUCGAAGUUAAAAAAAUUGUGGUGUACGGAUGGUUCAUACUCAUCGUUGUCGUCAUACUACUCGUACUAAUAAUCCUCUUCAUCAUAAUCCUUUUAUGCAUUUGCCUGUGCCUUUACAAGAAGAAGGCCCGUAAGGAUAAAGACAGCAACGAAACUCCAACAUCUGAUGGUUAA